GUUUCGCGGUCAUUCAGUCGGUGUUGGCGCCCAAACGCGGCGCUCGUGUGUUGUGUUUCCUAAAAAUAUAAAUAAAAAACAUAUCGUCGAAAUAAGUAUUACGGCGUCCCGGAUUGUUUGUGAUUGUGUGAAACUCUUAACUGGAUCUAGUAUUGUGUUGAUUUUGAAAAGGGAGUCCUCGGGUUUAACAGGCGUGCACUGUUGCGACACCAAUGAGUUCACGGUGAAUCACUGUUCAAACUAUCCCAUCGGGUCGCCCCCGCAGUCACCCUGACGUCAUGACGCUGCACUGGUGGAUGCACUGGUUCUGGGUGACGAUGUUGCUCACCAUUCUAGCAACAACUCGAGAGAACCACGCCGCUCCCCACGCUGAAGUCGAGUCGGAGCGCCAGGCGCGCGCCAUGUACUUCACUAAAACCCAGCCCGUCGUGCCCGUCACUACGCCGCGCGACGACGCCAACGCCACCACGACGCCCGAGAACGUCACUACGCCCGUCACGUGGACGCCCGUCAACGUGACGGAGGCGCCGACGAAUGCGACGUACACCAAGCGUCGUAAUCUCACAAGGCCAGUGUUUGUAGCAGACGACGUGGCGGCGGAGAGCCGCAUCGUGACGGAGAAACCGCUGUCGUUGGAGACGACUUUCCUGCAGACGAGGGUGCCUGAUGUGGAGUCCUCGCGACGGGUGGUCCAAGCCGGCUCUGUCGCAUCCGGCGGUCUGGACGCUGGCGCCAUCGCGGGCAUCUCGCUGGCGACGCUGGCGGCGGCUACGCUGGCUGCCAGCACGGCGCUGGUGCUGUACCGCCGGCGAUACCUCAACAAGCCGCAGACGCUCAACGACAAGUGCUCCAACCCCGAUAGCAGCGGCUACCUCGAUGAUAGUACUAUACGGGACAACUCUGAGGAGAUGUACAGUCUGGACAACGACUCGUUCCUCAACUCGCUGGAGGCGAUGACGAUACAGAACUACUGGACCGACACCGUCAAACACACCAAGCUCUGAGCUUGAUUAUGGGCACUUGAUACUUGACAUCAAACUUGAGUGAUAUUGACGCUAAACCUGUACAAAUACGGCAGAACUUUAUUUUAUGCGGCCGCGUGAAUUAGUAACUGCCGCUUUCAGUGACGUUUAACUAGUGGUGGACUCUUAUUUAAUGAAGAGUUUGUCGUACAUUCUAUAAAUUUCCUGUAAAACAAAUCAUUAGCUAUGUCCACACUGUACACUUUCAUCUUCAACUUUCAUAUCGGCGCAAUCAACAAUAGAAUGCGUCAAGGAACGCAACGUCAAUAUUGUCAUUUUUGAAAUUUUGGA
Messenger RNA from Aricia agestis (brown argus), 1313 nucleotides. RefSeq lists its product as uncharacterized. Lineage: Eukaryota; Metazoa; Arthropoda; Insecta; Lepidoptera; Lycaenidae. Bases 279 to 1004 code for a protein of 241 amino acids. The transcript has 6 exons. The record is from RefSeq and is a predicted model, not a curated record.